AUGCGUAAAUACGUGGCAUUGUAUGAAAAUUCUGGAUCCGGCAGCAGGGACUACAGGAGUUUGCGAAGGGAGUACAAAAUGUUAUUGCUUGGGAAAUCGUUCCAUUCCGUGACGGACAAGAGGUCCCAGAGCAACGAUUGUGGAGAGAACAGUGUCACAAUUGUGACCGAGAAGAAAAUAGAAGAUGAUACUUCAGAUUCUUCUAGCAGUGAAAAUGUCGAAAUAGAAGAUAAAUCCCUUCCAUUAGUGGAGAGUAAUUUGGAAACUCAAUCAGAGGGGCAUUCCGCCCAAUGCGCCUGUCCCAAUUGCGAUGAAAUACUAUCAAGAUAUUCCGAGUGCAGUAUUUGUUUGGAGCCAUUACAGUGCUGCGGACCCUGUGUCUGCCCAUGGUGUGGUGGGGUAUGGUGCAAUCGCUGCUCCCGUCGAAUGACCCGGUGCGCAUGGUGCAGAGGAGUAUUAAGGACUCCUGCCACCCCCUGCCUGGCCCUUCAACGUCUGAUUAAUGAUCUCAUGCUGCCGUGUAGAAAUUACAGGUAUUUAUUUAUGCGUCUGAGCGGAAACAUAACCGGCAUGAUAGUAAUGCGAGCUAAUAAAAUUCUGUGCGUCAUUUUAUUAGUUCACAAAGAAUAUAUUAUACUUUAA
This is a messenger RNA of Pieris macdunnoughi, 642 nucleotides long. Lineage: Eukaryota; Metazoa; Arthropoda; Insecta; Lepidoptera; Pieridae. The record is from the annotation of a GenBank genome assembly.